CUGACUGGACGUGUCUGCAGCUGCUGAGGCCGAGGCGGGCGGGAGUCACAAUAACGCCGUCCCUGCGGCGGAGGAGGCGGCCGAAGCCCCGUUGCUUCCCUCCCGUAGCGGCCGGAGGGUCGCGGCCUCCCCCUCCCGGGCUCCCUCUGAGAAGGCGAAGCGAGCGGGGCCGAGAAGGGCGCAGGGAGCAGGCCGCAGCCCCGCGCGGGGCCCCGGCCCAGGUCCAGAGAACGCCCCCUCAGCCUCCCUCUCCGGCCUUCGGAGCCCAGUCCCGCCUCGCGCGCCCGCUCUCGGGACGGGCCUCCGCCAGCCUCCGCGGGUCCCUCUUUCCUCGGUGCGUGUACCCUGGAACCACUUUCUCACACCCCCCCCUUUUUGCUAUCAGUUUUGCUAUUUAGUCUGGAGAUAAAAGCUAUAUCAAAUGGACAGUAUGUCAAUAACUAACACGCCAACAAGUAACGAUGCUUGUUUGAGCAUUGUUCACAGUCUGAUGUGCCAUCGACAAGGAGGGGAGAGUGAAACGUUUGCGAAACGAGCAAUCGAAAGCUUAGUGAAAAAGCUGAAGGAGAAAAAAGAUGAAUUGGAUUCUUUGAUCACAGCUAUAACAACUAAUGGAUCUCAUCCUAGCAAAUGUGUUACAAUUCAGAGAACAUUGGAUGGAAGGCUUCAGGUGGCUGGUCGUAAAGGUUUCCCUCAUGUAAUUUACGCUCGGCUAUGGCGGUGGCCCGAUCUCCACAAAAACGAACUCAAGCAUGUCAAAUAUUGCCAGUACGCUUUUGACUUGAAAUGCGACAGUGUCUGUGUAAAUCCAUAUCAUUAUGAACGUGUUGUGUCGCCUGGCAUUGAUCUUUCAGGAUUGACACUGCAGAGUUCUGCGCCCUCCAGUAUGUUGGUGAAAGAUGAAUACGUUCAUGAGUUUGAGGGGCAGCCAUCGCUAUCAGCUGCUGAAGGCCAUUCGGUUCAAACUAUCCAGCAUCCCCCAAGUAACAGGGCAUCCACAGAAACUUACAGCACCCCAGCCAUGUUGGCUCCUUCGGAGUCUAGCACGCCCAGUGCUACCAACUUCCCCAACAUUCCUGUCGCUUCCACAAGUCAGCCCACCAGUAUGUUGCCAGGUAGCCACAGUGAUGGGCUUCUACAGAUCGCUUCGGGCCCCCAGCCAGGAACACAACAGAAUGGCUUUGCAGCUCAGCCAGCCACUUACCAUCACAAUACCACAGCCACUUGGACUGGGAGUCGCACUGCAGCCUACACACCCACCAUCCCUCAUCAUCAGAAUGGACAUCUUCAGCAUCAUCCACCUAUGCCCCAUCCUGGACAUUACUGGCCAGUUCAUAACGAACUUGCAUUCCAGCCUCCUAUAUCCAAUCACCCUGCUCCGGAAUACUGGUGUUCGAUUGCCUACUUUGAGAUGGACGUGCAAGUUGGCGAAACGUUCAAAGUCCCUUCGAGCUGCCCGAUUGUUACUGUUGAUGGAUACGUGGACCCUUCAGGGGGGGACCGUUUUUGCCUCGGUCAGCUCUCCAACGUUCACAGGACGGAAGCCAUUGAGAGGGCAAGGUUGCAUAUAGGUAAAGGUGUGCAGUUGGAAUGCAAAGGUGAAGGUGAUGUCUGGGUUCGGUGCCUCAGCGAUCACGCAGUCUUUGUGCAGAGUUACUACUUGGAUCGAGAAGCAGGACGCGCCCCGGGAGAUGCAGUUCACAAAAUUUAUCCAAGUGCAUACAUUAAGGUGUUUGAUUUACGCCAGUGUCAUCGCCAGAUGCAGCAGCAGGCGGCCACAGCACAGGCGGCUGCAGCGGCUCAGGCGGCUGCAGUUGCCGGAAACAUCCCUGGGCCAGGAUCAGUAGGGGGAAUCGCUCCUGCCAUUAGUUUGUCGGCUGCUGCUGGGAUCGGUGUGGAUGACCUUCGCCGUUUGUGCAUACUCCGGAUGAGCUUCGUCAAGGGGUGGGGUCCCGAUUAUCCGAGGCAGAGCAUUAAAGAGACGCCGUGCUGGAUCGAAAUCCACCUGCACCGCGCCCUUCAGCUCCUCGAUGAAGUCCUUCAUACCAUGCCUAUCGCAGAUCCACAGCCUCUGGACUGAGGCCUGGCUGCGGCGAACCAGCGUUAGUGGAGGAUGGUGGAUUGUAAAAUACGAUUUCGUUUAUAACCGGAAGGUAUAUUUCACUUCCGUUCUGCUUAAUCUCUUAACCAGGUUUUAAAGAGAAAGAUGUCUUUGCCACCUUGCACUUAGCAGAAAGAGUCUGAACCUGCAGUCAUUUGAACCAGUUCACUCCUUUACAGUGUACUUGAGGGGAGGCUGUGGGGGGGUGGGGGGGUCACUUGUAUGGCUGUCCCUGCAGUGUCCCCAUCGAUGGACUUCGCCAGAAUUCUUGCUGAGGCCUGGUGUUGAGUUCAACGAUCCUUAGGCAUGCGGGGGAAGGCUGAAGACAGAUGACCACUUGCACAGUUUCAGCCUGCCUCUCAUUGAGUCCACCUCCCAUGAGCAAAAUCAUGUUGAUUAUUCUAAAGGGAUGGCGUAGCGCAGAGGCGCAAGUCUCGUGGGAGACUCUUCUAUGUAAAAUAUUUAUGGAAGCAUACUCGUUUUUUAAAAAAAAAUACACUAAAAGGAAUGGGCUUCAAAGCUGGUACUCAAUUUAAAUGCAACAUGUAAUAAUUCAAAAGAGGCUUGCCCAUAAAUUACCUAACGAAUGUUUAAUAACAGAAGUGUCUUUUUGUCACUAUUCCCAGCUGGUUUUCAGUACAGCGAAGAGCAGUCGAGAUAGCAUGAAUGUGUGUGUGUGUAUGUGCGUGCGCAUUACUGAACAUGGAGUGCCAUCUUAAGUCCUGGAAAUCAUGCUUACAGUUGUAUCACUGAGAAUCCAGAUUUCCUAUCUGUUCAGUAUUUCUACUCAGGGCAAGAUGGCAAAUUUGUUUUUUAUACCUCGUGGUUAUUUUAAGCUCUUACGCCAUCAAUGGUCUUAUAAAUUUGCAUUUUGACUUUGUAUAGAGAAUUUCAAGUAGAAGUUGCAAAUGUAUUGGCUGUACGAGAGGCGCAAUAUUAUGCUUUCUCUAGUUAAUAAAAACUACCAGUAAAAUUCU
Molecule: messenger RNA, 3078 nt
Organism: Eublepharis macularius
Lineage: Eukaryota; Metazoa; Chordata; Lepidosauria; Squamata; Eublepharidae
Gene: SMAD4
Product: SMAD family member 4
Exons: 12
Coding region: 422-2080 (552 amino acids)
Biological process (GO): transforming growth factor beta receptor signaling pathway; regulation of transcription by RNA polymerase II; BMP signaling pathway
Cellular component (GO): heteromeric SMAD protein complex
Molecular function (GO): RNA polymerase II cis-regulatory region sequence-specific DNA binding; DNA-binding transcription factor activity, RNA polymerase II-specific; I-SMAD binding
Source: RefSeq, a predicted model, not a curated record